Molecule: messenger RNA, 1773 nt
Organism: Lolium perenne
Lineage: Eukaryota; Viridiplantae; Streptophyta; Magnoliopsida; Poales; Poaceae
Source: RefSeq, a predicted model, not a curated record
AUGGGCGAGGCGGAGCUGUGCGGGCGGGGCCUAGCGGCGCUGGGCGGUAGAGCCGUGGAGGUGGCCGGCGGCAGGGUCGGGCCAGGCUGGAGAGUGGCGCGCGACGAGCGGAUCGAGCAGGGCGACUGGAGGUGGAAGAUGAAGGGAGGCCGGCAGUGCCGGUGGGAAUCGGCCGAUCUGUUGUCUCUAGUGCUGAUCUACAUCUCCUCCAAAUUUCACCGUCAAAUUCCUUAUAUUUCGCUCAGAAUCGACGAAUUUCUGUCCCAAUUUCCGCUGCAGUUCGUCCCCAAUUCGUCCUGUUCGUGCACGACCGGCACUGCCGGCCCCGUCUUACCGGCACUGCCGUCCUACCCGGAACUGCCGGCCGGCCUAGCACGGCACUGCCGCCGCCCUCCACCAGCUUCGUCCCGCUUCUUCCACAAGCCACCACGCCGCCGCAUCCAUCCCCCUGCUCGAUCUGCGUCGCCAAGCAGCAUCCACGCCCCAGCUUCCGCCCUCGCGCGCUGCGCCACCAUCCCGCCGCUGCACAGCAGCUCGCCAAUCACCGGGCCGCCCCGUCCCUGCUCCGCUCGCCCGCGCCUUGGGUCGCCCGCCGCCGCCACAACACACGCGCGCACGCACGCCAGGCAUCGCCACCAAGCCACGCUCGCGCAGCAGCUCAGCCGCUGCCUCCGCCCCACUCGCCCCGCCUCGAUCCGCCCCAGGCCGCCAGCCAUCGGCCCCGCAGCACCACACCAGGCCGCCGCCACCACAGCCUCGCCCGCACGCGCGAAUUCGCCUCUAGACGCAGCAAAUCCACCAGCAAUCAAUCCCCAAUUUCGUUUUGACCUCCGUGCAUCCACAUCCACGCACAGCCGGCCAAUCAGCUUCAGCACGCGCGCCCUAUUCAGCUCAAUCUCCAAGCAGCAGCUCCACACGCGCAAGGCUCCUGGCCAAUUCCCUCCGCCGUUUUGCUCACGGCCCGGCAGUGCCGCUUGCACGACCGGCACUGCCGGCCCCGUCUUACCGGCACUCGCCGUCCUACCCGGAACUGCCGGCCGGCCUAGCACGGCACUCGCCGCCGCCCUCCACCAGCCUUCGUCCCGCUUCUUCCACAAGCCACCACGCCGCCGCAUCCAUCCCCCUGCUCGAUCUGCGUCGCCAAGCAGCAUCCACGCCCCAGCUUCCGCCCUCGCGCGCUGCGCCACCAUCCCGCCGCUGCACAGCAGCUCGCCAAUCACCGGGCCGCCCCGUCCCUGCUCCGCUCGCCCGCGCCUUGGGUCGCCCGCCGCCGCCACAACACACGCGCGCACGCACGCCAGGCAUCGCCACCAAGCCACGCUCGCGCAGCAGCUCAGCCGCUGCCUCCGCCCCACUCGCCCCGCCUCGAUCCGCCCCAGGCCGCCAGCCAUCGGCCCCGCAGCACCACACCAGGCCGCCGCCACCACAGCCUCGCCCGCACGCGCGAAUUCGCCUCUGGACGCAGCAAAUCCACCAGCAAUCAAUCCCCAAUUUCGUUUUGACCUCCGUGCAUCCACAUCCACGCACAGCCGGCCAAUCAGCUUCAGCACGCGCGCCCUAUUCAGCUCAAUCUCCAAGCAGCAGCUCCACACGCGCAAGGCUCCUGGCCAAUUCCCUCCGCCGUUUUGCUCACGGCCCGGCAGUGCCGCUGUACGCACUCCGGCAGUGCCGGCCAGACCACCCCGGCAGUGCCGGCCAGACCACCCCGGCAGUGCCGCCCAACACAUACCGGCAGUGCCGGCUAUAGGCUGUUUCAGUUUCGUCCAAUUCUGA